AUGCAGAGCUUAUUUCGCAGGCUGACGGUGGUGGCACGCCAACCCAACCUCUCCUUCAAUUCUCACCGCAUCUCUCACACUCAUCCUCAACCUUCCAAUCUAGGGCAUCCCAUUCCCUCUUCCUCCGGCAUUCAUCAUUUUCACUCAUGGCGCUCCUCUCUCUCCCAACCAAUGGCCGUCCAACAGUUCUCGUUCCUCUCGCGCAACUAUCUCUCCGCUUUAUUCUCCAAAAGCCUCCUUGUUCGUACUCUUCCCAGAGUUCAUUUUCAUCGGCAGAACUUCACUUUCAACCAAAACUAUAACUCUUACCGCCGUACUUGGAGAUCGUGGUUUAACAGGCUAACACCAAAUGAUGUGGUUCUGGGCUUGAUUGUAUCUAAUGUUGCUGUUUAUUUAUUUUGGAGGAUAGCAAGUGAAAAGUUUAUGCUAAAUAACUUUACUAUCUCCUUGGACAAUAUUAAGAGUGGACGCUUCCACACUUUGAUCACCAAUGCAUUCAGUCACGCAGAUACCUGGCAUUUAAUAUACAACAUGAUUGGACUCUACUUCUUUGGAGCGAAUAUUGCAAGUCAAUUUGGACCUGAAUUUCUGCUGAAGCUAUAUCUUGCUGGCGCAAUAGGUGGUUCUAUUUUCUAUCUGGUGCAUCAAGCUUACAAGGCUCAAACUUCAAAGCAGGACUGGAGAGCUAUCAACUCUUCAAGGGAAUUUGCGUUGGGAGCAAGUGGAGCUGUGAAUGCAGUUAUACUGCUGGACAUAUUCCUCAAUCCAAGAGCAACUUUAUACUUGAACUUUUUUAUACCAGUUCCUGCGGCGUUGCUGGGUAUCUUUUUGAUCGGGAAAGAUUUGCUGAAUAUAAUUGAGGGAGACAAUACAAUAUCAGGAUCCGCACAUUUGGGGGGUAUUGCAGUUGCAGCCAUAGCAUGGGCACGAAUUCGGAAAGGAAGAUUCUAA
Molecule: messenger RNA, 951 nt
Organism: Vicia faba (fava bean)
Lineage: Eukaryota; Viridiplantae; Streptophyta; Magnoliopsida; Fabales; Fabaceae
Source: the annotation of a GenBank genome assembly